Papilio machaon (common yellow swallowtail) is the source of this 4132-nucleotide messenger RNA. Its product is annotated as voltage-dependent calcium channel subunit alpha-2/delta-3. The record is from RefSeq and is a predicted model, not a curated record. Gene Ontology annotation, cellular component: voltage-gated calcium channel complex. Gene Ontology annotation, molecular function: voltage-gated calcium channel activity. The transcript has 26 exons. The coding region runs from base 191 to 4132 and encodes 1313 amino acids. Lineage: Eukaryota; Metazoa; Arthropoda; Insecta; Lepidoptera; Papilionidae.
GUCGGAGUACAUAGGGUGUAUUUUGGCACACUUUUCUUUAGCGAGGCGCCCGACAGUCCGGCGCCUUCGCCCAUGGAGCAUUGAAACUGUUCCCAGUUGAUAUUCAGACGUCCCAAGACCGCCCGCCCGUAUCUAAACAUUAACAGAAAACAUCCAAAAAUAUGUAGAGUUGUAUACUAUAACCAGAGAAAUGUAUUUAAAAACUAUAAUAAUUUUCUUUUUCUUUCAAAUACUUAUUAAAUGUGAUGCAACCAAAGCUGAAAAUUUAGAUAACAUAAAGAAAAGUCUAGAACAACAUCAAAAAGAAUUAACUGUGGUUAAAAAUAAAACUAAAAUACUAGCGAAAGAAAUAACUAAUGUUGUGAAAGUUCCGUUUAAGUCGGCAGUGCCUGUGGACAAUGCUAGCAAGAAGCCUAAAAUGAUAUCAGUGAAACAAAAAAAUAUAAAUCUUUGCAGACUACAAGAAUGGGCUAAAGAGAUAGCAGACAAAUUGUUAGACCACGAAAGUCAGAUAGUGAGACGAGAUCUACUGUUGAAAGGGUUCACGAACUUGAAAAGUGUACGUCGCAAUGGCACUGAAAUUGUGAACCAAGCCGCUACAGUUUUAACUGACCUUUUAUCUAAGAGGGCCAAAGCUGCAGAAGCAAUAAUGAGGAAAGCAGAAGAACUGUCCAAGAAGAAUGUACCACCUCCACCAAAUUACACGUAUAUGCAAAGUACGAAUCUGGAUCAAUACAAAAAAGGGGAUACAGAUUGGAAAGAAGAUCGCCGAAACUUUACAUUCCCGUUAAACUGUAGAAACUUAAACAAAGUGAACUUAUACAAAAGCAAACAUUUUGAUGCCAAUGUAUCUUUGGACACAAGUAGUGUACACGUAGCCGUAGAAGUUUUUGAUUGCGAUCCUAAAAUACUAGAACAUCUACAUUGGUCAGAAGGUCUCAUAUCCACUUUCAAAGAAAAUUACGCACGUGAUGCUACAUUAGACUUUCAAUACAUUUGCAACGCUAAAGGAUUUUUAAGGCAUUAUCCAGCGGCAUUAUGGGACACCAUGUAUAAACUGAAGUUAGACGUAGAAGACAUAUACGACUGUCGGCUGCGUCCCUGGUAUGUCAGUGCGAGCGGUGCACCCCGAGACAUACUCAUUCUACUGGACGCGUCAGGCUCUAUGACUAACUCAUCCAAUCUGCUGGUUGCCGAACAAUUAACAUUGGCACUACUGAGCGCUCUGACUGACGACGACCAGGUGAACGUGCUACGCUUCAAUGUCACGGUUCGCUCGCCCAUUACGUGCUUCAAUGACAAACUCGUAUCGGCAAAUCACGUAAAUUCCGCAGCCAUAAUGGCGGCUUUAGCUCAUUUCAAGAUGUGGAAUGAGACGUGGAUGGGAGACGUUCUGGAAUAUUCGGUGCGUCUACUACAGAAACAGCGCGGGACGCCGGAUCGACCUCCUUCUUGUCAGCAGGCUAUUGUACUGCUUACCGACAGCCUGUAUGACAAUUAUACGCAGCUGCUAAACCAUCUUGAUCCUGAAGGUCGGAUAAGAUUAUUCGUCAUGUGGCUGCAUGAUCCGUACGGCUUACGUGAUGACACGAGGAGCUACGGAGAGACACUGACCUGUUCCCGCGAUGGUUACUACGCGGAGUUGAUCACAGCGGCUGACGUCACGGAGCAGGUGAUGAGAAUCUUGCGCGUGUUGGAGCGCCCUCUGGUGGGGCAGAGGGAACAGCGCCUUACCGUCUACAGUGAUGUGUACGCUAAUAUUGAGGACCCUAGGAGAGGAGAAUACUAUUGGAAGCAGAAGGAAAAUGCUGAACAAGUGUACAGAUACAAACUGCUGCGUAAAAACAAAGCGAAAUUGCUCAAUCAAUCUCAGUUAUACAAAGACCACAGACGGCAGUUAAGUCUGGAUGAAUUUGGUUAUUAUUACGAAGGUGAAGAUUUAAAUUAUCGCCUUCUAAUCACCGUCUCAGUGCCAGUAUUCGACCACACAACAUUAGAAAAUAUAACAAUUAAACUUGACGAGGAAAAACAAAGAAACUCUACACGAACGUAUCCUGUAAAUAGACUGCUCGGCGUAGCUGGUGUUGACAUACCUAUUGAUCAUUUAAAACUUCACGUACCAUAUUACAAGCUCGGACCUGCAGGAUCAUUUAUUCUUCUAGAUCACCGAGGCAGCAUUGUGAUACACGACAAUUUAAGACCAGUGUUCGACGGUGAUAUUUUAAAACCUGGCUACCGUACAGUGGACUUUUUAGAUUUGGAACAAUCCGCAGCUGAUCAUUUGCCUAGAGAAUAUCCUAAAGACUGGAUCGAGUUCCGAAAAACUCUUGUAAUCGAUCGACAUGAAGGCAAUAAGACAAUGUACAGCAAAUAUAUUUACGAUAAAGGUAUGCGAGCAUUGCUGGAGACUCAACAGUACCAUUGGAAACGUAUUUUAGAACAUUACACAGCAGUAGUGGUACUACCUAACAAGGAAGGCAGACAUGCGUUACCAAACACAAAACGUUUCACGCAGCAACUAGCCAAGGAGGCGUAUAAGACGCUGACAGAAACGGAUUUCUGUACACAUCCUGAUUGGUUAUAUUGUCAGCACGUGGAACCACAAUUCGAUUCGCAAAAGGAUGAGAUCUUAUAUUUCAUGAAGCGACGGAAAAAUGAUCCCAAUUUUCAAAUGCAGAAUCUCAGACAUACCUUCUCGCCAAUACCACCAACAUUACAAGAAAAACCCUACCAAUGUAACGAAGAACUGAUGGCGCGAAUAUCAGCGGAGGCGAUAGCUACAGCGCAGUGGUCGGAGAUAGAUGAGGACCAGGAUUGCUCCACCUGCCAGCUCGGAUCCGUCAUCGCAUUCUUUGCAAGUGAGAGUGGUCUGACUCGUUGGCAAUACUACGAGGCGACGAGCCCGCACGCGGUGCCGCCGGCGGGCUCGGCGUGGUCGCGCGGCGCCACCGAGCCCUGGUUCACGCGCGCCGCCGCGCACGCGCCCGCUCUCGUCAUACACGCGCCUCUAGCGCCCAUACGGCGUCUGCGCAACACUGGCCUGCCACAACCACAAGUAAGUGAGCAUCAGAUGUGGCUGACGGCGGCGCGGGUGCUCGACUACGGCAGCAAAGGCAUGCUCGGCGUCGCCGGCUUCCACUUCUACCCCAGACAUCUGGAUGACCUGCUCAAAACUGUCACUAAUAUACAUUGUCCCGAAGAAGACGAAAGUAAAUGCGAGCCUCGUUGCGACAACAAAGAUUGGUCGUGCGUACUCAUAGACGAGGAGGGUUGGAUCGUGUCUAAAGUGCGUGAGGAUUUGGACGACGACAUAGAGAUUGAACCCUUGAGAGAUCACCUCGCGAAUGUACACCCCGCGGCAAUGGCAGCGCUGCUCAAUGCGAGCGUGUUCAAACUACACUGGAUACAUGACUACCAGGGCGUCUGUUUCCCGCCGGAGAAUGAGAAGAUACAUGCCGCUGCACCUUCUCUACCGUCGAUCCUGCGUUCAUUGUGGCUUUCAAUUAGGACUAUCUUCCAUAUUAGUAGUGACCUGGCCACAGUCCUCUUCUUACUAAGUACUGGUAAAAAUGUAACAGCAGAAACAGAAGCAGAGAAGAUGAAGAGACACAGACGCGUACAGAAAGACUUUGAGAGAGAGAAGUACGAGCGGCUUUACGACCCGCGCGUUCUUGUCAAUAGAACACGGUUCGCGGCCUGCGAUCGUUCUAGACCUAUCUAUCAGUUGCAGCGUACAGCAAAGGCAAUGGAAGCCUUGCGUCGCAAUGCGCACGCAUGUCGCUGGCCGCUGGCCGCCGCCCCGGUACCCGCCACCAACUUGAUCUUGCUGGCCGUGUACAACGCUUGCCCACACCGCGGAAGACCGCUCAACAACCCAUUAACCAAUGAAAGGGUGGAGAUGGCGGACGGUCGCGCGGGUCUGGAGCCGUCAGCGAGCAGGCUGGCGUGCUGGCGUAACCGGGUACCACUGCCAGGCCGCCCGCCGCACGUGCAGUGCUUCCCACACAACUACUCAUAUGAAGAAGGAUACCGACAAUGUGGUCCCUGGCUGCCAGACCCAGAAAAUAAUGGGAGGAACCACUUCAUAUCAAAAGUUCUUAUUUCCUUAGCUUGUGUUUUUUCAUUGAUUUAA